Octopus sinensis (East Asian common octopus) is the source of this 934-nucleotide messenger RNA. Its product is annotated as mediator of RNA polymerase II transcription subunit 20. Bases 286 to 906 code for a protein of 206 amino acids. Gene Ontology annotation, biological process: regulation of transcription by RNA polymerase II. NCBI's taxonomy places the organism in Eukaryota, Metazoa, Mollusca, Cephalopoda, Octopoda, Octopodidae. The record is from RefSeq and is a predicted model, not a curated record. Gene Ontology annotation, cellular component: mediator complex. The transcript has 4 exons. Gene Ontology annotation, molecular function: transcription coactivator activity.
AAACAUAAGACGUUAAAUAAAGACUUACGGCAGUUUCGUUACAAGCAUCGACGAUUAAAUUUUAGAUGCAAUCUCAAUAGCUUUCAUAAUUUGAAUUUAAAAUUAAAGAAAGUAUAGCUUAAAAUAUGUUAAAAGUAACAUAUAUAUCUUAAAUCCUUGUUUUCCUUGCAUUUUAAUUGUUCAAGGCAUUCGAGUAAACAUUAUCUAAAUAAUAAUUCCCCGAAAUUAUUUUAAUGAACUUCAAAUUUUGAACUGUCCCGGUUUACAGUUAUCGAAACAAGAUACAUGGGUGUUGUGUGUGUAUUUUCCUAUCCUGUUCCUGAAGGUAAAAGUGCCCAACAAAUAGUUGAUAGCCUACAAAAACAGGUAGAGUUGUUGGGUGCUGUUAAAGCUGGCAAUUUUUAUGUUGAUUGUGAAACAUAUCAGUCUACUCUUCCGAAUACAACUACUCAACGUUUGAUUCAUAUAUUACACAACAGUGAACAACCUGCUACAUGUUUUGCCAUUCUAGACACAGGCAAUUGUCUAGUAGCUGACAGUCAGUUUGAUGUCCUCAUGCAACGAUUAAAGGGUUUCUAUCAACAAAAGAAAGGAUCUAAAAUUGAAUCUAAAGGUCAAAGAUAUGAAUAUGGAGAUUUUCUCAUCAAAAUUGGGACUGUAUUAAUAGCAUCAAGUGUCAAAGGUAUCCUUGUAGAGGUGGAAUAUUAUCCAUGUGCCAUAAUCAACGAUUGCUGGAAUUUAAUGAAAGAACUCAUUCAAAGCGUAAUGGGUAAUAUUUUAGACAAUCCUCCUGCAACUUUAAAGAACAAGUUAACUUCAGAAUACAGUCCGUCUGACACUGUGCAGCAAUAUCUUGAACAUUUCAAUGUUUUCCGCAAAAAUGUCUCCACAAAUCAGUCACGAUGAUCAAAUAAAGUUUUUGCUAAAUAUCUUA